Molecule: messenger RNA, 1782 nt
Organism: Uncinocarpus reesii 1704
Lineage: Eukaryota; Fungi; Ascomycota; Eurotiomycetes; Onygenales; Onygenaceae
Product: vacuolar protein sorting-associated protein 45
Exons: 3
Coding region: 1-1782 (593 amino acids)
Biological process (GO): vesicle-mediated transport; intracellular protein transport
Cellular component (GO): Golgi membrane
Source: RefSeq, a predicted model, not a curated record
AUGGACGUCGUCGCCGCGGUCUCCGGAUACAUCUCCAAGAUGGUGUCCGCAGGCGACCAGUCGGCACCCGGUUCGUCAGCCGCCAAAAUGAAAAUAUUACUGCUUGAUAGUGAGACCGUACAAAUCGUGUCCAGCGCCACAACACAAUCCUCCCUCCUUAACCAUGAAGUCUACCUUAUCGACCGCCUUGAUAAUCAAUCACGAGAGAAGAUGAGACAUCUCAGAUGUCUAUGUUUUGUCAGGCCGUCUCCAGAUUCAAUACAGUAUCUUAUUGACGAGUUACGAGAACCGAAAUACGGCGAGUAUUAUAUAUACUUUAGCAACAUUGUUCGCAAGUCGUCUCUCGAGAGACUGGCCGAAGCAGACGACCAUGAAGUAGUAAAGGCGGUUCAGGAGUACUUCGCGGACUUUCUAGUGAUCAAUCCGGACCUUUGCUCUUUAAAUAUCGGCUUUCCGAAGCAGAGGAUAUGGAGCCAUACUCCAGAUCUGUGGAACUCGGAUACACUGCAAAGGACAACUGAAGGCGUGAUCGCGUUAUUGCUGUCGCUGAAACUAAAGCCCCUAAUCAGAUACGAAAAGAACAGUUUAAUCGCCAAAAAGCUUGCUACAGAAGUUCGGUAUCAACUCACACAGGAAGAGCAAUUAUUCAACUUCAGGAAGCCUGACACGCCUCCAAUUCUGCUUAUUUUAGACAGAAGAGACGAUCCUAUUACGCCACUAUUGAACCAAUGGACGUAUCAAGCCAUGGUCCAUGAGCUGCUGGGGAUUAAUAACGGUAGAGUUGACUUGAGCGAGGUACCGGACAUCCGUCCAGAGCUUAAAGAGAUCGUGGUCUCUCAGGAUCAAGACCCUUUUUUCAAGAAGAAUAUGUACUCCAAUUUUGGGGACCUUGGUGGGAGCAUCAAAGAAUAUGUUGAGCAAUACCAGGCGAAGACAAAGAAUAGCAUGAGUAUAGAGUCCAUCGCGGACAUGAAGCGCUUUGUCGAGGAUUACCCUGAAUUCCGAAAACUAUCUGGAAAUGUGAGCAAGCAUGUUACUCUUGUUGGAGAGCUGAGCAGAAAGGUUGGAGAGCACAAUUUGUUGGAUGUCAGCGAGUUAGAACAGAGUCUUGCAUGCAAUGAUAACCAUUCUAAUGAUCUCAAGGCCCUUCAGAAACUCAUACAAUCCCCUGCAGUUACGAUAGAGAACAAACUGCAAUUAGUCUCUCUGUAUGCCAUUCGAUACGAAAAACAGCCUUCAAACGCCCUUCCUGUCCUUAUUGACCUGCUCACCGCCGCCGGAGACGUUGCUCCUCAUCGGAUCAAUAUCAUCCCAAAACUUCUAGCAUACCAUCACUCCUUGCAAGCUCCUCCAGUAGCCGGGGGCUUCUCGGAUCUAUUCGAAUCUGCGUCUUUUUUAACCGGAGCUCGCGAUCGCUUCAAAGGCCUAAAAGGAGUGGAAAAUGUAUACACACAGCAUUCACCCCGGCUAGAAGCUACUCUACAAAAUCUCAUUAAAGGCCGGCUGAAAGAGUUGCAAUACCCUUUUCUCGAAGGUGGCGGGCACACGCGCGACAAGCCACAGGAUAUCGUUAUUUUCAUGAUUGGUGGGACUACUUAUGAGGAAGCGAAAAUGGUGGCUCAGGUAAAUGCGAGCACACCUGGUGUUCGCGUCGUCCUGGCAGGGACCUGUGUUCACAACAGCGCGACAUUCCUGGAAGAAGUCGAUGAUGCGGUAGGGAAUUGGCCGGAGCCGACUCCCGCCACGGCAGCUGGCAGAUUACGGAGGGAGGUAAAUCGAUAA